GCUGGGCGCGGGGCGGGCGGGGGAGGGGGAGCGGCUGCGCGGCGGCCGCGAGUGAGGCGGAGACCCGGGCGGGCGGGCGGAGCGGGAGGCACCGCACCUCGGCCAGAGGCGGCCGCUGCAGCUGUGCCCGCGUCCCCGCCGCCGCCGCGCUCCGGCUCUCCCGCGAUUCCCCCUCCAGCGGCGCCGGCCAGAGGCGAGGAACCAGGAGGAGGCGAGAAACUCCCACCGACCCGCAGAGAGAACAUGACUUCGGCAACUUCACCUAUCAUUUUAAAAUGGGACCCCAAAAGUUUGGAAAUCCGGACACUAACGGUGGAAAGACUUUUGGAGCCACUCGUUACACAGGUGACGACCCUUGUCAACACAAGCAACAAAGGUCCAUCUGGCAAAAAGAAAGGGCGAUCAAAGAAAGCCCACGUGCUGGCCGCGUCUGUAGAGCAAGCUACUCAGAAUUUCCUGGAAAAGGGUGAACAAAUAGCUAAAGAGAGCCAAGAUCUCAAAGAGGAAUUGGUUGCCGCUGUCGAAGAUGUACGCAAGCAAGGUGAGACGAUGCGUGUAGCCUCUUCAGAGUUUGCGGAUGACCCGUGCUCCUCGGUGAAGCGUGGCACCAUGGUGCGGGCCGCGCGGGCCUUGCUGUCAGCUGUGACGCGCUUACUCAUCCUAGCAGAUAUGGCAGAUGUCAUGAGACUCUUAUCUCACCUGAAAAUCGUAGAGGAAGCCCUGGAAGCUGUUAAAAAUGCUACAAAUGAGCAAGAUCUCGCAAAUCGCUUUAAGGAAUUUGGGAAGGAGAUGGUGAAACUUAACUACGUCGCGGCAAGAAGACAACAGGAGCUGAAGGACCCGCACUGCCGAGAUGAGAUGGCAGCGGCCCGCGGAGCUCUCAAGAAGAACGCCACAAUGCUCUACACGGCCUCCCAGGCCUUCCUCCGUCACCCGGACGUUGCUGCCACCAGAGCCAACCGGGACUAUGUCUUCAAGCAAGUCCAGGAGGCCAUCGCCGGCAUCUCUAAUGCCGCUCAGGCCACGUCGCCCACUGAGGAAGGCAAAGGCCACACAGGCAUUGGCGAACUGGCCGCAGCUCUGAAUGAAUUCGACAAUAAGAUCAUUCUGGAUCCUAUGACAUUCAGCGAGGCCCGAUUCCGGCCAUCCUUGGAGGAGAGACUGGAGAGCAUCAUCAGUGGGGCCGCGCUCAUGGCCGACUCGUCCUGCACACGGGAUGACCGUAGGGAGAGGAUCGUGGCCGAGUGCAACGCAGUGCGGCAGGCACUCCAGGACCUGCUCAGCGAGUACAUGAACAAUACUGGAAGGAAAGAAAAAGGAGAUCCUCUAAACAUUGCUAUUGAUAAGAUGACCAAGAAAACAAGAGAUCUAAGAAGACAGCUCCGGAAAGCGGUGAUGGAUCAUAUAUCUGAUUCUUUCUUGGAAACCAAUGUCCCCUUGCUGGUCCUCAUUGAAGCUGCAAAGAGUGGGAAUGAGAAAGAAGUGAAGGAAUAUGCGCAGGUUUUUCGUGAACAUGCCAAUAAGCUUGUGGAGGUUGCCAAUUUGGCCUGCUCCAUCUCCAACAAUGAGGAAGGGGUAAAAUUAGUCCGGAUGGCAGCUACCCAGAUUGACAGCCUGUGUCCCCAGGUCAUCAAUGCUGCUCUCACACUGGCUGCCCGACCACAAAGCAAAGUGGCUCAGGACAACAUGGAUGUCUUCAAGGACCAGUGGGAAAAGCAGGUUAGAGUGUUGACAGAGGCUGUGGAUGACAUCACCUCUGUGGAUGACUUCCUUUCUGUCUCAGAAAAUCACAUCUUGGAGGAUGUGAACAAGUGCGUGAUAGCUCUGCAAGAGGGCGACGUGGACACUCUGGACCGGACUGCUGGAGCCAUCAGGGGCCGUGCGGCCCGGGUGAUACACAUUAUCAAUGCUGAGAUGGAGAACUAUGAAGCUGGUGUUUACACAGAGAAGGUGCUGGAGGCAACAAAAUUGCUUUCAGAGACAGUGAUGCCACGCUUUGCUGAACAAGUAGAGGUUGCCAUUGAAGCCCUGAGUGCCAAUGUCCCUCAGCCAUUCGAAGAGAAUGAAUUCAUUGAUGCUUCUCGCCUUGUGUAUGAUGGUGUUCGGGACAUCAGAAAGGCUGUGCUGAUGAUCAGGACUCCAGAAGAGCUAGAAGAUGAUUCUGACUUUGAGCAGGAAGAUUAUGAUGUACGCAGCCGGACGAGUGUCCAGACUGAGGACGACCAGCUCAUUGCAGGGCAAAGUGCAAGAGCCAUCAUGGCACAACUACCACAAGAAGAGAAGGCGAAAAUCGCUGAACAGGUGGAGAUAUUCCAUCAGGAGAAAAGCAAACUGGAUGCUGAAGUGGCCAAAUGGGAUGACAGUGGCAAUGAUAUCAUUGUGCUGGCUAAGCAGAUGUGUAUGAUCAUGAUGGAAAUGACAGACUUCACAAGAGGCAAAGGACCAUUGAAAAAUACAUCUGAUGUCAUUAAUGCUGCCAAGAAAAUUGCCGAAGCAGGUUCUCGAAUGGACAAAUUAGCCCGUGCUGUGGCUGAUCAGUGUCCUGAUUCAGCAUGUAAGCAGGAUUUAUUAGCUUACCUUCAACGAAUUGCCUUGUAUUGCCAUCAACUUAAUAUCUGCAGCAAGGUGAAGGCAGAAGUACAGAAUCUGGGAGGAGAACUCAUUGUGUCAGGGACAGGAGUUCAGAGCACUUUCACUACCUUUUAUGAGGUAGAUUGUGAUGUCAUAGAUGGGGGCAGGGCUAGUCAACUUUCUACCCACCUCCCAACCUGUGCUGAGGGAGCUCCGCUCGGGAGUGGAAGCAGUGAUUCCUCCAUGGUUUAUUCACAGGAUUCCUGCGUCAGGCUGGGAGAGCAAAGGGGUUCUGAAGAAGAGACAGGCUAUCAGAUUUUUGCUGCAGAAUUAGACACCAUCUAUCUGAAAAUGGAAUCUGUGCUGGACAGUGCCACAUCACUUAUCCAGGCGGCUAAAAACCUGAUGAAUGCAGUUGUCCUUACAGUGAAAGCAUCCUAUGUGGCUUCAACCAAAUACCAGAAAGUCUAUGGGACAGCAGCUGUCAACUCACCAGUUGUGUCUUGGAAGAUGAAGGCUCCGGAGAAGAAGCCCCUUGUGAAGAGAGAGAAGCCUGAAGAAUUCCAAACGCGAGUUAGACGAGGUUCUCAGAAGAAACACAUUUCGCCUGUGCAGGCUUUAAGUGAAUUCAAAGCAAUGGAUUCCUUUUAGGAGGAUAGUCAUUAACAAGAAAGCUUUUUCUUUUUUGCUUUUCUUUCAAAUUACAUUUUUGUAUGCAUACCUGCCUACUUAUAUGCCUCUGGCACGGGGAAAUUAAAGGAACAGUGUCUGUUUGCAUGUAAGAUGAGAUGUGAUCAACACUACAGAUUCAUCUGUAGCCUGGGGAGGGGACAGGAAAUUCCUGUCCUGAGGUGGCACAGAGCUGUCCUUUGCAAUAUUCUCAUAAUUGGACAAAGAGUUCGCAUCACAAUGUUUAUGGGAGUGGGAGGGAUGGGGAAAAUAAACUUCACUCUGCAAAAGCAAACUCUAAUGCAUGCAAGAAUCAUUAGGUUGGCAGGUAUAUUAAGUGAAAAAUCUGGAAGUGUAAUGAUAGAACAUAAAGCUUGUAUUACUUCUGUUUCAGUGCAAAAAUGUGCUAGCCAAUACGCUUAAGUGUGUGGCCAGAAAUUGAAUAAUUUAACUUUGAAGUCAUAUCCAUGAGAUCAUGUAAAUUUCUACUUAGGCAAAACUAACUUUGUUCAGCAUAAAAUGCUUUUUUAAAAAAUCUGUAAUCUCUUCUUUCUCUUCUAGUAGUGCCAUGACGUGAUCAUGUUCUCAAUUUUUCCCCUUUCUGAAAACAAUAAUCAUUUGAGAUUUAUAAUUCUCCUGAGGUCACUAGGAGGACUAUAUAGUGAUCCAUCUUUCUUUUGCUAUUUUAAACAUUUGAACUAUGAUUUUGCUAGAAAUAGAAGGUCCAGUGAUGAAAUAUUAGAGGAAUGGAAAUUGAACAAUGUGUGAAGGUUUAGAGGCAAAUACAUAGGUGUAGCUUGGAGUGCUGGUAUCUAAAAUGACAUUGUAUCUACUAACUCAAAAUAAACACAUUUAAUCUUGA
Sorex fumeus (smoky shrew) is the source of this 4102-nucleotide messenger RNA. It is a transcript of the gene CTNNA2, whose product is annotated as catenin alpha 2. Gene Ontology annotation, cellular component: catenin complex; actin cytoskeleton; adherens junction. Lineage: Eukaryota; Metazoa; Chordata; Mammalia; Eulipotyphla; Soricidae. The record is from RefSeq and is a predicted model, not a curated record. Bases 244 to 3222 code for a protein of 992 amino acids. Gene Ontology annotation, molecular function: structural molecule activity; beta-catenin binding; actin filament binding. The transcript is spliced from 20 exons. Gene Ontology annotation, biological process: cell migration; cell-cell adhesion.